AUGGCACCAGACUUGCCAGCUAGCAAAUCAUAUCAUGAGUUGACGGAAGCCCUGGCAAAGCACUUAGCGCCGAAGCCACUGGCGAUCGCGAAGCGAUUCAAGUUACGUCAAAAGAAUCAAAGGGAAGGUGAGUCAAUCUCACAGUAUAUUGCAGAAUUACAACGUUUAGUCGAGCACUGCGAGUUUGAUGACAAGUUGGACGAUCAGCCAUGUGACCAGUUUGUCGCUGGAUUGCGGAGUGUAACCACACAGAAGAAGCUCCUCGGAGAAUCGAACCUGAUACUGAAAAGAGGCGUCGAUGUGGCCAAGUCAAUGGAAGCCGCCUAUAUUCAGGCUCAGCGCUUGCAAGGUACUUCCAUUUUGGUCAGAGAUGAGUCAGAAGGAUCUGUUGCAUUUGUGAGAAGGAAACAAGUGACAAAUGCGAAGGGACAGACCGCGGCUCGUCAGACGCCAGAGGCGUGUUCAGUUAUCGCUGUGGCAAGAAAGGACACCUUGCAGAAGCGUGUUGGCACAAGGAUAAAGAAUUUCUGCAUGCAAGAGCAGUACGAAGAUGAGCAUGGACGCAGGCGCAGCUGUGUCGCUAGUUUCAAGACGCACUUGGGAGGAAAAAUGGAGCAACCCUCUCGAGUCGACCUAAAUUAUCCUGACUACUUACUCAGGAGCCCGAUUGAAGGUUUUUGGUUGAACCGGGUUGAGAUUGCCACACCUACGUUAGAGAAGCUAUUGGAAGUACACGAGGAGCUAUUCGAAUCUGGUGUAGGAACUUUGAAAGAAUAUACUGCACAUUUGGAAAUCAAUAGAGAUGCCAACCCUCGGUUUUUUAGACCAAAGUCUUUGCCAUACCAGUUACGGGGUGCCAUCGAGAAAGAGUUGGAUUGUCCAGAAGCGAAUGGAGUACUAGAACGAGUCCAUACUAGUCGGUUCGCAACAUCAAUAGUACCUGUCCCAAAAAGUGAUGGCAGCGUCUGCAUUUGUGAGGAUUACAAGGUUACAGUUAAUCCCGAGCUGUCUAUUGACUAG
This is a messenger RNA of Corticium candelabrum, 1020 nucleotides long. RefSeq lists its product as uncharacterized. NCBI's taxonomy places the organism in Eukaryota, Metazoa, Porifera, Homoscleromorpha, Homosclerophorida, Plakinidae. The record is from RefSeq and is a predicted model, not a curated record. The transcript is spliced from 3 exons. Bases 1 to 1020 code for a protein of 339 amino acids.